Messenger RNA from Coffea eugenioides, 2104 nucleotides. Its product is annotated as serine/threonine-protein kinase-like protein At3g51990. Bases 273 to 1835 code for a protein of 520 amino acids. The transcript has a single exon. Gene Ontology annotation, cellular component: plasma membrane. Lineage: Eukaryota; Viridiplantae; Streptophyta; Magnoliopsida; Gentianales; Rubiaceae. Gene Ontology annotation, biological process: protein phosphorylation. The record is from RefSeq and is a predicted model, not a curated record. Gene Ontology annotation, molecular function: ATP binding; protein kinase activity.
UCACUUUAUGUCUUCACGACACAACCCGAAUCUUUGUCAACAAGAACAAAAGAAAGUCUCACCCACUCUUCUCCCCGCCUUAGUUAUGGCCUUUGUCUCUGCCCGUCUGCCGCUGUCAUUUCUCCACCAUUUUAACCUCUCUUCUCUUCCUUCUUCCCGUCCUUCUUCAUCUCUUCUGCUAAAAACCCCCCGUCUUCUCUUCUCUGCUCCCAACCAUUCUUCAGCUGUGUCGCCAUCAUCAUCAUCAUCAAUUCCUCCUCAUCAUCAUCAUCAUGAUGGGCUAUUUCUCAUGCAAUGCAGAAACUGCCGUUGCCACGUGUGAUUCCUACAACUUCAAAUUAACCAAAAAACUACCGCCUUCCAACAAAAUCAUCCUCUUCUCCUACUCCGAUCUCCAUUCCUCCACCAACGCCUUCUCCCAGGCCCACCUCCUCGGCAAGGGCAGCUACGGCAGCGUCUACAAAGCCCACCUCGUUCUCCACCCCCGCCAACACCUCGUCGCCGCCGUCAAGAUAACCAAGCCCACCUCCACCAACGCCCCCGCCGAAAACGAGAUUGAGAUCCUCUCCCACGUCCAUCAUCCCCGUCUGGUCAAUCUCCUCGGCCAUUCCGUCGAUUCCCAUAACAAUAAAUUGAUCGUUGUCGAGUACAUGCCAAACGGGUCCUUGUACGAUUUGCUCCAUCGUUCGACCAGGCCGCCCGGCUGGACCAGGCGUGUCCGGUUCGCUUUACAACUAGCGAAAGCGCUUCAUUUUUUGCACUCCUCUAACCCCCCGGUUAUCCACCGGGACGUCAAGUCCUCGAACGUAUUAAUCGACGCGAAUUUCAACGCGCGGCUCAGCGACUUCGGCUUGGCUUUGAGAGGACACGUGGAGGACGUUCGUGUGAAAUGUACCCCGCCGGCGGGGACGCUAGGGUAUCUCGAUCCGGGCUACCUUGCGCCGGGUGAUCUCAGCACCAAGUCCGACGUGUUCAGUUUUGGAAUUUUGCUGCUGGAGAUUAUCAGCGGGAGGAAUGCCAUCGACGUGAAUUACAGCCCGCCGUCGGUGGUGGACUGGGCGGUGCCGGCGAUAAAAGCCGGAGAUUUUGCGGGACUCUGCGACCCGAGGAUUGGACCGCCGGAGGAUGAGGCGGCGCUGCUGCAGCUGGCGGUUUUGGCCGCAAAAUGCGUGAGGACUUCGGGGGCGAAGCGGCCGGCAAUGGCGGAGGUGGUGGAGAGCCUAAAAGGUGUUUGCAAGAGAGUGAAUUAUCCGGUAUGGAAUAACCUGGGGAGAAGCGUGGACUGCGUGAGAGAUCCCACGCGCGUGACUACUAAAUACGAGCCGUUGGAUGAAAGUGGUGAGAUGAUCAAGACCGUCAGAGUGAGUAGUAGAAGGACCAGGAAAGUCUCGAGCGUGGGGAGCCUAGAAGCUGGAGGGAGCGCGGCGACGGGUAGAGAUCGGAGUGAUCGAAUUGGAAGGUCGAGAUCGAUUGGGUCGUUUAGGGAGAUUGAAUUUGGUGCGUUGGAUUUGAGCAGUAAUGACGGUGGUGUAGCAGUAGGAGGGGUGGCGGGGAGGAGGAGGAGGGGAGGAUUGGCUGUGAAGAUGCCUAUAGUAAGGUUGAGUAAGUCGCGGUCAAUGGGAAUGCUGCAAAGCACGAGAUUAGCGAACAAUAAUAAUAAUAAUAAUAAUGGCGGCGGUAGUAGCAUUACUGGUACCAAUAAUGAAGGGGUAAAAUUGGUGUGGAGUCCUGAUGGUAGGGAGUUGGAAGAGUCGAAAUUGUUGGUGGAUUCAAGAAACGAAACUCUUCAAGAAGGAUAUGAUCCAGUACUGAUAGGAAAAAGAGAAGAUUAUUAAUAUAUAUAUAUCACCAAUACUGAAAUGGUCCAAAUUUUAGUUUCUUCAAAUUUUAGAUAGAUAGAUAGAUAGAACUGGAGGGUUUUUCUACAAUCCCAUAUAUAUAUAUAUAUUUUUUUCUUGUUGUAAAGAGUACUUACUUGUUGAACUGAAUCAGGCAGGUUGUUUUUGUGUACCAUCUAUAUGAUAUAUCUCCACCGGAAGUCCAUCAAAUGUGUUCUUAUGAUUUCAUCAGCCGGAAUGAAAGUUGUUUCCUACAAAUGACUUCC